AUGAGCUUCCACUACGGCGUACCACCGAUGCAUUACACCAAAUACACCGCGUCGCCGUACAGCAGCGGCGAGUACGUUCAUUACGCGCCUCAAUAUGACACGACGCCGAGGAAACAUGGGCGCAAUGCCAGCCACAACCCCUCACCGAAAGUCGGAGGCUGGUACUCGCCUGCAGGCUCUCCACCACCAUACUAUGAACCACGAGUUCAGUACGCCGCACCGCGGGAUGAUGUCUAUGUGAGUGAGGCAAUGGGCAGAGCCCGCAAAUACGAGAGCCACAAUACCUUUCCGAGCUCAAGAUAUCAUACCCGUUCAUCCUCGCGCAGGCAGAACCAGCCCAUCUACAUCUACGACGAUGAGGCUGAAUAUGCAAGAGUGCAGCCAACCUACCUCUACCGAGAACCAAAGCCAUCCAAGCCAAGGCAUACAAGAAAGCCAAGCACUGACACCUACUUUUACUAUGGACAGGAACAGAUUAUAGAUGAUCAUCCGAAACGAUCCCGGGCUCGACGUUCCUCGUCUACGACCAAGCCAUCGCACAAGUUUAAGCCAAGCCAGCAGAGGUCCGCGCCACAGGCAAGCGAAGACGACGCCAUCCGCGCAGGGAUCCCUUCAGGCUAUUCUAUCAAGCACUGGGAUCCUACAGAGCUACCCAUCAUCUUGCUGGGUAGUGUCUUUGAUGCGAACUCGCUGGGCAAGUGGAUAUAUGAUUGGACGGUCUUCCAUCAUGGCGCCUCAACCCCCAUCGCCGACAUGGCCGGGGAGCUCUGGUUGCUGCUCAUCAAGCUCGCAGGGAAGAUGAAGCGGGCUGAGGAAUGUGUGGACCGCAUCCAGAACCUCGACAAACAAGAGACUGUCGAGGACUUCAUCGAGAGCGGCCAUCGAUUGUGGGAGAGGUUCAAGGCGCUUCUCAAAGACUGCGAGCAUUACAUGUUGAAGGCUGCCAAACGUGACGGCACCAAAACCAUGGGCAAAAACGCAGGCACCGAGUUCGUCGAAUCCAUUUUUGGACGAGACCGCCACCUUGAACAGACGGAGAAGAUCAUGAAUCAGAUCAGACUCUGGAACAUGCGCUUCGAUGUCAAUUGCGAGGACACGCUGCGUCGUCCUUCUGUUGCCUAG
Molecule: messenger RNA, 1122 nt
Organism: Capronia epimyces CBS 606.96
Lineage: Eukaryota; Fungi; Ascomycota; Eurotiomycetes; Chaetothyriales; Herpotrichiellaceae
Exons: 1
Coding region: 1-1122 (373 amino acids)
Source: RefSeq, a predicted model, not a curated record